Messenger RNA from Diatraea saccharalis (sugarcane borer), 725 nucleotides. Lineage: Eukaryota; Metazoa; Arthropoda; Insecta; Lepidoptera; Crambidae. The record is from the annotation of a GenBank genome assembly.
UCAUAAACGUUCCGCAUGAAACUUAAUGUUGUCUCGUAUUGGAGCGAAUACAGAAUAGAUUCACGAAAUAUUUGUACUUGCGAUUGUAUGGGGUAUAUCCAUUUUAUCCUUUGAUCUAUCCUACCUUAUUUGUUAAAAGUAUGGUGGGAUAUGACGAAUUAAGAGUGCAAUGGGAAGUAGCCUUGUAUUUGUUUAAUGUAAUUAGAGGAAAAAUUAUAAACAUGCGAAUAUUGGGUAUGAUAGAGUUUAGUGUCCCAGACAGAUACGUUGAGCGGCGGUGUCGACCGUGUCUGCUGACUCCGCUGGCGAGUGCACUGAGCACCCCCAAACAUAUAGCCGAGAAAAUCGACCUUUUCUCAUGUUCGGUGAGUGAAUUCAUAAAAAUAACAUAUGAUACGUGUUAUUAUUUAUUAUUUAAAAAAAACAGUUACUCUAUUGUAUUGGGUAGCACCUGUAAAAAUAGAUGUAAAAAUGGUCACUAAAUAAAUGAAUAAAAUUCAUAUAGCAUAAUCUCGUUCAGCAAGUCAUGUAAUUCAAAUAACGGUAAAUACCCAAAACUGCGAUGCGUCGUCAAAUUGCACACAACGCAUCGGAAAAACUUUCGAAAUGUGUGAUACAUUUGUAUGAGAUUUAUUGAUUCAGUUUGCUUUCAGGCAAAAUGUGUGAGCAAUACGUGUGAAUAUAUUAUUUAAUCAUAAAAAAUGAGUUUUUUAAAAGCAACCAAG